Molecule: messenger RNA, 1473 nt
Organism: Rotaria sp. Silwood1
Lineage: Eukaryota; Metazoa; Rotifera; Eurotatoria; Philodinida; Philodinidae
Source: the annotation of a GenBank genome assembly
AUGUUAAACUUUCCUCACCCUAACCAGAAGCUACUUCCCGACCAGAUUCAAUGCGUAUCACCAGCGCAUCAGUCAUCGGACCCGAAAAUAACUGAUCGACUCAAAGGUUCUCUGUUGGGCCUAGCCGUUGGUGAUGCACUAGGCGCAAGUGUUGAAUUUCGUCCACGACAGUAUCUCGUCGAUCAUCCUAUAGCAAAUAUGCAAUCGGGAGGGACAUGGGGUCUUCAAGCUGGACAAUGGACAGAUGAUACAUCGAUGGCUUUGUGUCUCGCUUCAUCACUCAUUAGUCGAAAAGAGUUUGAUCCGUACGAUCAGUUAGUACGCUACAAGUGGUGGUACAAGCAUGGUUAUCUAUCUUCAACUGGACGCUGCUUUGAUAUUGGCAAUGCAACGCAUAAAUCAUUGGAUGAAUUUUGUCGUCGUCAGAAUGAGUGUCAACGACGUUGGGGGACAGUUAGUGAAGAACAAAUGGACAGCUUUUCAUAUGAAGAAAUGCGUCCAUCAGGUUUUGACGUCAAUUGUGGUGGAUCAAAUGCCAAUGGUAAUGGUGCGCUAAUGCGUCUUGCACCGGUACCACUCUUUUUCUAUCGAGAACCUGCAAAGGCAGUCGAAUUCUCAGGACAAAGUGCCCGUCUGACACAUGGCGAUCCAAGAGCAAUCGAUGCAUGUCGUUACUACGGAGCUCUCAUCGUUGCGGCAAUACACGGCGAGAGCAAGGAAAAGUUACUCGAUCCUAACUUUUAUUCAGCACAUCGAGCUUGGUUUGGAAGGAAUGAACUUCACAGAGAAGUACUUGCUGUAGCAAGCGGUUCAUUCAAGCAAAAAGAUGGAUAUUCAAUGGGAAUUCGAGGUAGUGGUCAAAGUGUUAAAUCACUCGAAGCAGCUUUGUGGGCAUUUUGGAGUGAUGAACAAUCUUUUGCAAAAGGAGUACUCAAAGCAGUGAACCUCGGUGAUGAUACGGAUACAACAGGAGCUAUCUAUGGACAACUAGCAGGUGCUUACUAUGGUUCUAAUCAAAUUCCACAAGAUUGGACGCAAAAGCUCUAUGCGAAAAAUUUAAUUUCCUGCAUCGCUGAAUGGCUACAAGUAUUAGGAAAUUCGCGCUCUCCAGCACAGCCAUCACAGCAACAACUAUCAGGGGAUUCGCGCUUUCCAGCACAGCCAUCACAGCAACAAGUGUCAGAAAAUUCGCGCUUUCCAGUACAGACAUCACAGCAACAAGUAGCAACCAGGAUGUCUCCACCAACUGGAACACAACACGAUCAAUACAACAAGACUCAUCAAAAUCUAUCAAGAGUCGUUUCAAAUCCAACUCAUUAUUUACCUGUUAUAAAUCCUCAUUUGACAAAAAAGAGCAUAGCACAGAAUAAUAUACCUACUAGAAAGCCUGGUCCUGCUACUAAUAAAACCACAAGUAACGCAAAAAACACCCAAAACCAGUCGUCUUGGAGUUGGUUUAGACAUGAACAAUAA